UGUUCCAUGCUUGGGAUUUGCUGGAGUAGUAACAUGCCUUGCUGCCUGACUCCCUAUAGAGCCCACAGGAAUUUGGACAGGGUGGUACAGACAUCGCCGACGAGGGACCAUGAUCACGGACUAUCCCUUUCACUGUGGUCUUAUGACUAAGACCCCACUUCAUUAUAUAUUAUAGAACGGGACAGACCAAAAGCAGACCUUUCGGGACUCUGGCACAACAUCCAACCCAACCCAGCUUACCCAGUGUCAUCCUCUGGCAACACAACCUCCUGCCUUCAUGCUGCCUGCCUCUGACACAAUCCUCCUCCUUCUGUCACUUUGGUCUUUGAAUGUUGGAAGCUGUGACCACCACUACAAUGACCCAAAGAACCUGAAUACUGAGUUUGCCCUCAGCCUUUACCAACGCUUGGCAGAGCUUGAUAACGGAACUAACCUUGUUAUUUCUCCAGCAAGCAUUUCUCUUUCCCUGGGACUUCUGCAGUUUGGUGCGCAAGGGAACACUUUUGCCCAGCUGAAGCGAGCACUGGGAUACAACACUCGUGAUCAGGACAUGCGGGAGUUCUUGCACAAGGUCUAUAAAGAAGUAAGCAACUCCAAGCAAGGCCCUGUGGCCCAGUUGGCCUGUGCCCUUUUUGUCCAAGCCGGGAUUCGCCUUUUACCUCAGUUUGUACAACAUGCUGCAUUUUGGGCAAACAAUGCUGUGCAGCAAACUAACUUCAGCGAGCCCAACAGGACUGCGGCACAGAUAAACGAAUGGAUCGCCACAAAUAUUGGAGACAGAGAAGAAAACUGCCUGUCCUUACAGAGCAUUGACUCUCCCCUCAACCAGGUAGCAGUGGUGAGCACCAUGUACUUCAAAAGCACUUGGCAACGGAAAUUCACCUUCACAGAUACUCAGUCCUUGUCCUUUACUACUACAGAAGGCAUAACUCUGAAAGUGCCUACCUUGUAUCUCUGUGCGGAAGUCAAUUACGGUGAAUUCUUAAUAGAUUCUCUGGAACGGAUCAGUGUGGUUGAAUUGCCCUAUUUGGGGGAAACUGUCAGUAUGUUCGUGGUGCUUCCAUCCAGUCGAAGGACAUCUCUAGCUGAAGUUGAAUCAUAUCUUUCAGUUCAAAGCUUCCCGUUGUGGUCCAACAGCUUGAGAAGAACAAAGAUGGAUAUCUUUCUCCCAAGAUUCAGAAUUCAAAACCACUUGGACCUAAAGAUGGUUUUACCUGCAUUAGGAAUCACAGACAUGUUUGAUUCAACUCGAGCAGAUUUUAAAGGCAUUUCAGAACAAGGAAGCCUUUAUAUCUCAGAAGCCAUCCACAAAGCAAAGAUUGAAGUGACAGAAGAUGGCACAAGAGCCUCGGGUGUUACAGCAAUGGUGUUGCUAAAAAGAUCCCGGGCUCCCGUCUUCAAAGCUGAUAGACCUUUUAAUUUCCUCUUAUGGCAAGCCAGUACAGGUUCAAUUCUCUUCAUAGGAAGACUUACAAAUCCUACUGAAUAAGUGUGCAAAAGCCUCAUGUUCACCUCUCUCUGCUUUCUGAGAUCAUUCAGUCAAUGCUUUGUUUAAAUUGCACAUUUCCAGUCUUGUAAACAUCAAGAGGAAACCAGGAGUGGAGGAAGUCUUAGGACAGUGAAUAAAAAAAAUAAUGCUUUUUGCCAUGUGUAGGGUGGCCUUGUUUUGUUCAUAGCAGUUAUCGUUUUAUGUACAAACAUCUUAAGACAGAAUGAUGCAUGCUGUCUAGUCCUGUUAUUCCAUUUAUUGAUUUUUUUCCCUGACAAUACAUUCAGUGAAGCGGCGCAGUGAAGGGGAAAAUG
Anolis sagrei ordinatus is the source of this 1803-nucleotide messenger RNA. It is a transcript of the gene SERPINE3, whose product is annotated as serpin family E member 3. The record is from RefSeq and is a predicted model, not a curated record. Lineage: Eukaryota; Metazoa; Chordata; Lepidosauria; Squamata; Anolidae. Gene Ontology annotation, molecular function: serine-type endopeptidase inhibitor activity.